Molecule: messenger RNA, 4817 nt
Organism: Pseudomyrmex gracilis
Lineage: Eukaryota; Metazoa; Arthropoda; Insecta; Hymenoptera; Formicidae
Gene: Rassf
Exons: 10
Coding region: 557-2284 (575 amino acids)
Biological process (GO): signal transduction
Source: RefSeq, a predicted model, not a curated record
AAUAUACGUAUGUAGUUUUAGAGAUACAUAUUUGUAUGUGUGUGUAUCUGAUAAUGAAACUCAAUUCACAAUAAUUUGUUUAAUAAUCAUCGUUAUCAUUUAGUGACACAGUUUGUUGUGUAGCUUGUCUAAGUUUAUUGUUAUUUUUGUAUUAACUGAGAACUCUAAACCGUGUUAGAUAUAUGUUGCAUCUGUGCAUAUAUACAGUGUCGCGUAUCGAGCGCACGCACGUAGUACGGAACAGAACCGAGUCAAUCGGCGAGAUCAUGUUUGUUCACCGGGUCCGUCGGUUCACGUCAAAAACGUGCGCAUCGCGGCGCUGAACCACGUAAAACGCGCCCACGGACGCUCUCUCAGGCUUCUCUCCGGACCAGUGGUCAAUGUCCGUGAAUCGCGCGUGUCGUUUCGUGUCAUUUUUCAAUGAUUCGAAGUGAACCCCCCGUUUUGGGUGUAAACAAAAUGAUUUAAAACAUCGUUCGAGGAUCUGACGAAAAAAAAAAACAAUUCCCGCUGUUCUCCCGUUGGUCGUUCGAGCACCCGAACAGCGCUCGUCGUCAUGUGGAAGUGUCACAAAUGUGGAAAACCCGUUUAUUUCGCUGAACGCAAACAGUCCCUGGGAUACGAUUGGCAUCCAGAAUGUUUGCGAUGCGAGGAGUGCGGGAAGCGAUUAAAUCCAGGACAGCACGCAGAGCACAAAGGCGUGCCUUAUUGUCACGUCCCUUGUUACGGAGCGCUAUUUGGACCUCAACUGUUCGGCCAUGGCACGAGAGUAGAGUCCCAUACAAGUUUUGGGAAAAAAGAAAAUCGAUCGUCGCUACCAAGAUCGCACUUGGAAUCGAAACUGAAGGUUUUCAACCAGUAUUACGAGGGCAAAAGCGGAGGAAUUCGAAGUCGUGAGGUCAACGGACGACUGAUACUAGAAGGCGCGUUAAGAAUUUAUUGGGGAGUUCGCGGUGUUAUUCAUCUGAAGGAGGAUGACGAUCAACGCACGGUGGUUACCGCGCGGAACAGAAAUUCGUGCAGACGCAGCGUUUCUGAGGAUAUUGAGGACGAGGACAAAGUGGACGAUGAGUUGCACGCCAAAAGCGCAUCGGACAACAACGCGGAAACUAACGCGAAGUCUCCAACGUCACCCGAUCACUUGAAGAGUCUCACCUUGCCCAUGAAACUGGACGUCAAGAAUAUGGAGUGGGACGAGCUGGAUGAGCUUCUACAGGUGGAACGAAAGGUCGAGGACGGUAACAAGUUGUAUCAGACGAUGCCCGAGAAUCUUCCGUCUAUGAGUUCGCAAUCCAGCGUUGGCGACACGCCGCCGCUCUCGUCCCAAUCGAGUCUCGACCGGUCGGAUUCUCGCGACAACUCGGAAACCAGCAGUCCCAAUCACCAGACCACCAGCCGGGACGACAGCAGCUUACACAGCACGCCGACGCACAGCAUAGGUAGUUCUUCCAGUACAGACACGCCUGUCUACAAUUUAGGAGCUUCUAAUCGAAAUGGCACGCUUCGAAGAGUAGAAUACUUCGACAAUCUGGACAAAAACUCGGUCGGGAACAGGUCGAUCAGCACCGACGACAGCUGGAUCGAGAAGGGUCUGAACCGAUCGCUGUCCGGUCCUGACUGUCUCCAGAGACACAGAACCGACAGCGACACGGACUCGGUCAAUUCUCUGCAGUUCAGGGAGGACGACAACAUGACGAUGUCCACGGACAGCGGAUUAGAGCUGGAUGGCGUCGUUCUGCGUCGCAAGCAAGGUUCAACCGCGAUCAGACGACGUCCGGGAGGCAGGCGUCAAUCGCGAAGUCGAUUGCGACGUCGUUGCUCUAUCAACGGUCACUUUUACAAUCGAGAGACCAGUUUCUUCACGCCGCCGCACGGCUCGCAGAUGUCGGUUUGGGUGACGAGUCUGGUUAACACUCAGGAGGUCAUUAAUCUCAUGCUGGACAAAUACAAAGUCGACGCGAAGUCCGACAACUUCGCGUUGUUCGUAGUGCGCGACAAUGGUGAACAAAGGAGACUGAGAGACGACGAGUAUCCCUUGGAGGUCAGAGUGGUUUUGGGUCCGCACGAGAACAUUGCGCGUUUGUUUUUGGUCGACAAACUGUCCACGCCCGAGAUCAGUUCGGACGUCGCGCAAUUCCUCAAUCUGUCCCUAGCGGAGUGCCAGGGCAUACUGCAGCGCUACCACUACGAAGAGGAGCGUCAGAUUCUUCUCUUGAAAGAGAAGUACAAGGAGAUGCGAAGAAGAAUAAAGCAGAGAAUGGAGGAGCUGAAGGUCCGAUUGUAGGUAGAAACGUAAAUGCAUCCCCACGCGCGAGUAUUUUUAUAAGAAAAUUAAAGAAGAAAAAAUUGAGCUUUUUUUUUAAAAAAAAAUAAGAAACUAUCUCCAUACGUGGUAAGAAUCUCUAUAAUACAUACCGUAUGUAUAUAACAAGAUAUAUUUGAGUAUGUGUUGCAUCUACCAUGACACAAUUAUGGCAUAGUAUCUUUGAGAACAAUACAAUAUAUAUGUAUCUUACACACAUAUAUAUAUACGUAUUGUGCGCGCGACACACGUCCGCGUUUUAGCGCAUUACUCGUAGUUUAACAUAAUUCAUUGUUACGUUCUGCAAUUUGUAUCUCUCCAUUUUCUGAAUCUCUGUUGUCAUUUAUCUCAUGUUCGUUACGUGUGAAAUACGCCGUCAAAUUAGUGUGUUUUUAUACAAACAAGGAGAUGAAAUCUCUCUAUUAAGUCUAUAUUGUCUAUAUAAUAUUGUUGUGGCCUGUGUGUAAUUGCAACACAUUGAGUUGAAAACAGAUUUAAAAAGAAAGAAAAAAAAUAACGUGACUCUAGUAGCUUUUGUAAGAUAUAUAUAUAUAUAUAUAUUAAAUAAAAACUAAUUAAAAAAAAAGGAAAGUUAAUAAGAUUGAAAACAUGGUGCAUAAAUUAUAUAUAUAUAUAUAUAUAAAAAUAUAUUAGAUUUAUUAUCGCAAACUAUUAUCAAUUGACGCAAAUCGACUAAUUUUUAAUAAUAAAGCACAUUAUUAUUAUUAUAUUGCAAUAUAUAUAUAUAUAUUAUAUUACGAUAUCGUAUUAUAAUAUAAUCAAUUUUUCUGCGCACGAGAUACAAGUUCGAUUGUAGACUUUCGAAUGAUUGAAUUUAAUUAAAAUUUGUGCAAUUUACUUUGAAUAUUUUGCGUCCGACGUUUCAUGGCUCUUAUAUAUCGGCCGUAUUAUUUUUCUAUCGACGGUUUGAAACCAAAAGAGCCAUCGUACCAGUUUCUAUAUUUGUUACAUUAUAUAACGUAGUAGAUAUAUUUUAAGAUACUAUAUUACGAUGUAAGUAUCUCCUAUCGCGGCUCUUAAUUGCCUUAUUACCUUUUCUUUAAAUCGCAUAUUAAUUUUUCGUUUGUCAAAGAUCGAAAAAAUAUAUUAUGUGAUAGAAGUGAAACGUGUUAUCCUUGCGAUUUCGAUAUAUACAUAUAUAUUUUUUUUCGUUAAAUUGGAGUUGAAGGAAAAAUGCAUUUUUAAAUUGUCUCGCAACGCAGACGAGAUAUUAACAGAGUGGUUAUUUUGAUUACGUAAAGAGAAAAACCACCGCAGCGCAAUAAAGAUAUUAUCCGAUGUUUCUCUGCGCGUAACGCGCUGUGUAAUCUCGACGACGUUGUAUUGUGUUUAUCGAGCAAAUUUCCCGAGCAUUCCGACGUUCUCGAAGUGAUAGACAAAAAAAAAAAAAAAAAAAACUAUUUUUCUAUCGGUUUUUGAAAAAAAAAGAAAAAGAUCCGUUUAUCUCCAAUCGUUUGUCAAAUGGAAAGAGAGGAUCUCGAUCGAGAAUUUAAUAACAACUGUUGAGCCGUUUCAAAGUCUUCUAUAUUCCUCGCGUGUCAACGUGGCUCGCGAUUUGUAAGUGGAUAUAGGUACGCGCAUAUUAUACCGCAUUCAGGUGCGGCGCAAUUUGGGACGCUCUCUCUCUCUCUCUCUCUCUCCCCAUGGUCUCUCUCCGAGAGAGACCGGGGGAAUCAUUGUUGCGUACGCGAAACAAAUUGCAGAUGCAAAACAAAAUGUGUGUGCGGUACCGUACGCGGCAAUUAAUCGUCGGAAUAUUUGUAACGCGCGCCGCGGAUUCACGCGGAAUCGCCGUUUCAAGCUAGUCAUGUUUCACGCGCUUAGUCACACCGAUAUCGAUUCGCAACAUCUCCCAUUUUCAACCGUGGAACCAGAGAUCCGACGUACACACUACGAGCCACGUUUACACAUAUUACAAAAUAUAUAUAUAUAUAAUAUGUAUAUAUAUAUAUAUAUAUACGUAUCUGCCAGUUUGAAACAAUAAAUAACGCCGUACGCGGCGCGUUGACACAGAAAGAAAGAUAUUUAUAACACAACACAUUUUUGAGGAAUGUAUCUAAACUCUACAUACUUGCAUUUAGCGCCAAAUGUAACCAUCUCUCUAGAUUCUUAGGCAGCUUUCGCUAGCGCGGUAGGUAGGGAACAAAUGUAUAAUCUCUCCUCGUUACGUUUUAAGUCAGUAAAAAAACACAUUUGCAGAUUCGUUGCGCGGCAACGUUAGACUAGAUAUUUUAACAGCUUCUCACUGCUGGACAAAUAAGAAUGAGAUGCGUAGAAGACGGGAUCGGCGAGUAACGCCGAUAGAUUGUAGAAGUGCGGAGGUCGCACGAACGCGCUUUGCGUCUGGAAAAAAAAAAAAAAAAAAAACAAAGUAUAAAACUGAAAGUAAAUAUCCGAGCACUCGAACGUGCAAAAGAGAAUGAAUGAAAGUGACGCAUGUAACGCGACGUCCCGUCGUUCGCGACGAAAUAAUAAAAAAAGAUGAUGCCAGUUG